Volvox carteri f. nagariensis is the source of this 978-nucleotide messenger RNA. RefSeq lists its product as uncharacterized. The coding region runs from base 32 to 466 and encodes 144 amino acids. Gene Ontology annotation, molecular function: copper ion binding. The record is from RefSeq and is a predicted model, not a curated record. Gene Ontology annotation, cellular component: chloroplast thylakoid lumen. Lineage: Eukaryota; Viridiplantae; Chlorophyta; Chlorophyceae; Chlamydomonadales; Volvocaceae. The transcript is spliced from 2 exons.
CGUAUUAAUCCAUUCUCAUCUUUUCAUCGCAAUGAAGGCUACGCUUCGUGCUCCUGUCUCCCGUGCUGGCGCUGUGCGCCCGGUUGCCUCGCUGAAGGCUGCCGUCAGCCGCGUCGCCUCCGUCGCCGGUGUCUCCAUCGCCUCCCUGGCCGUGGCUCUGUCCGCCAAUGCCGCCACCGUCAAGCUCGGCGCCGAUUCCGGUGCCCUGGCUUUCGAGCCGGCGACCCUGACUAUCAAGGCUGGUGAGACCGUCGACUUCGUCAACAACGCUGGCUUCCCCCACAAUGUCGUCUUCGACGAGGAUGCUGUCCCGGCCGGUGUGAACGCUGAUGCCAUCUCGCGCGACGACCUCCUGAACGCCCCCGGGGAGAAGUACAGCGUGAAGCUGGACACGCCGGGCGAGUACGGCUACUACUGCGAGCCGCACCAGGGUGCCGGCAUGGUGGGCAAGAUCAUCGUCCAGUAAUGGACAACUAGAAGAAUUAUCCCGUCGGGCGGCAAAAUUUUCGGACUUCGGACAGCGAAUGACAUGACGUGCUGCAUGACAUGGUGGUCUGCUAACGGGGGGUUUCCUUCUUCGUCUUUUCCUGACCACCACCACCACCAUCUUCGUCUUUUCCUGACCACCACCUACUAGCUUCGCACGCCGUCACGUCACUCCUUGUCAUGGAUCGUGUGGGCUUUCCACCGGUUUCUCCACUUAGUCUGCGUGUUGUUGCUUUGGCAUAACUUAUUAUGCCGUUGCCUAUGCGUGUUGCUUUUUACGCGGUGUCGCAUCCGUGGCUAGUACACCCUAAGGUUGGUAGGUAGGGUGCUGAGAAGUUAAGUGAAUGCAAGCGGAGGAAGUUUGGAUUGAGGCGGACUUGGGCCUGUGAACAGUGAACGACAAAUCGGAUCAGUGUGACAGGGUCAAGGUUCUUAUGCAUAUACGCGACAAAAGAUAUGUGAAAUUGCGAAUGUAAGGAUCCCCGGGCUGCG